ACGCCAAUAUUCAUGAGGAGAGGGAUGGAGCGGAUUGGAGAAAGAGGCGAAGAAUCGUCGGCAUCUUCCGGAUCCCAACCGGGGCCGCUCAAGCGCCUGAAAACCCUAGAGAAGGGCAAGGCGAAGGUGGAGAUGAAACCAUGGGGCGUCGGAGAAGAUUACGCGGCGUUCUCCGAGAAGGCGGAGGAGGAGGAGGAGGAGGAGGAAGAGCAGACGUGCGGCAUCUGCUUUUCCGGUUCCGGGAGGUCGGUCCGCGGCCGGAUCGAUUGUUGCGACCACUACUUCUGCUUCGUCUGCAUCAUGGAGUGGGCUAAGAUCGAGUCGAGGUGCCCCCUCUGCAAACGUCGCUUUGGUUCCAUCCGCCGCCCUCCGGUGCGCGGCGUCUUCCUCGCCGAGCGGGUGGUCGAUGCCCCUGUCCGCGAUCAGGUUUACAAUCAUGGAAACGAGAGCAGAGCGCCUGAUCCAUAUGCAAAUAUUACCUGCAGUAUUUGCCAUGGUUCUCAAGAUGAAGAACUACUACUGCUUUGUGAUUUAUGUGAUUCAGCUUCUAAUACAUUUUGUAUUGGUUUGGGGGCUACUAUACCUGAGGGAGAUUGGUACUGUGCUGAUUGCACCAUUUCUAAGGAUUGGCAUUCAGGAUUGCAGCUUGAGGAUGAUCCUUGUCCUCAAUAUUCUCCCAAAUUGGGACUAUCUAAGCAAUUCAUUUCAAUCGCCGACGUUGUAGCUGAUGAAAUCCCUUCUUAUCCAUCCAGAAGGUUUAAUGUCGGUGUUCAAGAACCACAAACAACUUAUCAGUCCAGAAAUGUUUUUCAUGGCAGACGUGAUAACUCUGGUACACAGACAGAUUCUUCGUCUGUUCCUACUAUUGGUGAAUCUUUAAAUAACCCAGCAAUACAGAAUGAGGCAGUUGCCAGAACCUUGCAAAGUUCUCGUAAUUUACAUGGUCAUAUACAAUCUUUGCGGAAAAAUUGGAAUAACCUUCGUACUGGUUCGUUACAGUUCUCCAAUUUAUCAGCUGUGAGGAUAACUGAGAAAAGACAAUUUGAGCCACUGGAAACUAUGAACACAUCAAAACAAGAAGGCAACUCAUAUCAUGCAAACCAAGAACAAACAAAUACAUCUAGUGUUUAUAACAGUACAUGUAAGAUAGCAGAUUCAGAAGAUAUCAGCAAAGCAUGGAAAAUGAUGGAAAUGGCUAAAGCUGUACAAUCAAAUGGAAGAGAAAACAAAUCUAAUAAUCUCCUGAACUCUCUUUGUAAGAAGAAUGACAUAAAGAAUGCUGUAAAUCAUCAUAGCUUGGCAAAUUACUCUAGCAUGAGAAAUGCCUCUAAGGGAGCUGAAAAGUGUCAAUCUGGUUUGAGAACUUGCAAUGGUGAAUCACCACUUGGCAAUAGUGCUUCUCAAUCUGGAGCAGAAGAGAAAUUUCAAGGACCUCACUGGAAGAAUGAGCUAUCACCACAAGUGGCCUUAUCCCAAACUUCAGUGUUGCCUAAUUCCCAAAACUCACUUACUCAUUCUGGUUCUGCUGCCUUCUCUUCUGAUAUUGAAGCAAAAAACAAAGAAAUCUCACGCAACAAGAUGGACACUAGUUUGAACUUGAGCACUGACAGUAAUAGGGUUAAAAGAACUCCUAACCAAAAGUUUGAAUCAUUUGAUAAGCUGAAUUUGGGUGGCCCAAGUAUAGAUGCUUUGAAAACAAGUGAUUCCACCUACAGUAGUUGUAAAAGUGAGAUCCAGUAUUUAGUCAAGUUGAACCUGAGGCUGCUAACCAGAGACAAAAAAUUAGAAAUUGCAAGCUUCAAGCAAGUUGCAAGGAUUGCUACUCACACCAUAUUAGCUGCAUGCGGAUUGGAACAUUCCGAAUUGUGCGCUCGAGCUUUCUCAACUCCAAUUUGCAAACACUCCAAAGAAAAUCAAUUCCGUAAGUCGAAUUUAAUGUCCAAUUCUUGUCAUGAAUGCUUCUGCUCCUUUGUACAGAGUGUUGUGAAAUCUGUUACAUCUGAAACAAAUUUAUUCCAAUCUCCACCAUGUUGACUUCUGAUCUUCUGGCAUUGGUUUGGUGCCUUGGAUAAAUGCAAGUCAUCUCUUUGUACCUGAUUCUUUUUUGUUAUAAUAUACAUCUUAAAUUAUUA
Messenger RNA from Zingiber officinale, 2132 nucleotides. RefSeq lists its product as uncharacterized. Lineage: Eukaryota; Viridiplantae; Streptophyta; Magnoliopsida; Zingiberales; Zingiberaceae. The coding region runs from base 13 to 2034 and encodes 673 amino acids. The transcript has 3 exons. The record is from RefSeq and is a predicted model, not a curated record.